CUGAUUUGAUGACGAUUUCCUACUGAAACGUUUGUUUUGCGUGCGGCAACACACAAGAUAAGCAUCAUUCAACAAAGUUUACAAAAUAAAGGAAGAACGCAAAUCAUUCUCACCACGCUGAGCAUUUAUUUUACCUCAUAAGGUUAGAAAUCACUAACUUUGGGUCAAGAUGUCGUACAUGCUACCACAUCUCCACAAUGGUUGGCAGGUAGAUCAAGCCAUUUUAUCCGAGGAGGACCGAGUACUUGUUAUCCGUUUCGGACACGACUGGGAUCCUACUUGUAUGAAAAUGGACGAAGUGCUUUACAGCAUUGCUGAAAAGGUAAAGAAUUUUGCUGUCAUUUACCUUGUGGACAUCACAGAAGUGCCUGAUUUCAACAAGAUGUAUGAGUUAUACGACCCCUGCACGGUCAUGUUCUUCUUUAGGAACAAACACAUCAUGAUUGAUUUGGGAACUGGUAACAACAAUAAGAUCAACUGGCCAAUGGAGGACAAGCAGGAGAUGAUAGACAUUGUUGAAACAGUGUAUCGAGGAGCGAGAAAAGGAAGAGGUCUGGUGGUGUCUCCCAAGGAUUAUUCUACAAAAUACAGAUAUUGAUUUUUUUGGUUUUCUCCUUUUUUUUUCCUUCAUUUUUUUCUCCUGAUAUUUCGAGACAACACAGACUACAAAUAUGAGAAAUAAGGAAUAUCUUUGACUUUUUUUCCUUUGCCAGCAAAGGACAGUUUUCUCAUUAAUGUUCUUGGUUGUGUUUGUACCAUUUGUGUUUUGUGAGCAGAACUGUUUUAUUCACUUAAGCGUGUUGUGUCGUGUGUGAAAAAUACUUAAUUUUAUCAAACAAGUGCAACACGUCAGGCAUGUUAAACAAGGCUUCAUAAGUGUUGAAAUAAACAUGAUUUUAUACAUA
Molecule: messenger RNA, 905 nt
Organism: Melanotaenia boesemani (Boeseman's rainbowfish)
Lineage: Eukaryota; Metazoa; Chordata; Actinopteri; Atheriniformes; Melanotaeniidae
Gene: txnl4a
Product: thioredoxin-like 4A
Exons: 4
Coding region: 170-598 (142 amino acids)
Biological process (GO): mRNA splicing, via spliceosome
Cellular component (GO): spliceosomal complex; U4/U6 x U5 tri-snRNP complex; U5 snRNP
Source: RefSeq, a predicted model, not a curated record